AACGCAACGUCGGUGUUGCCAAAACCCGAUACCAUGUAUAAACAUCGAUUUUAGUUCCAGCUCUAAGAAUUGCAUUACGCGUGAAUACCAAUGAAAAUCAAGAGGAAAAUUGAAAAAUACAGCCAAGCGGUGCAAUAAAGCGCAAACAGGACCAACCGUAGGACCAGCGAGCAAACAAGUUCGACAGAGCACAGAAACAAAGGACUUUGCACUGGGCGCCCCAAGGAGACAGCUGGCAAGUGAAGAUUAGAAGGAUCAGGAGCAGCGGGGACACGAUCAGGCGCAGCUACAACACCCGGCAGACAGCACAGCCACUGAGAGCGACGUGAACCAAUGGGCACCAACUCGGGAGCCACCGCUGGCAUCAACAACAAGCCUGUUGGCGGAGCGGCAGCAGCCGGCGUCCUGGGCGGAGGCGGCGGAGUGGGCGGUGCCAACUCCUCUAUCGGCGGCGUCCUGUCCAACAGCUUGGGCGGAGGCGGCAGUGGCGGUCUGAGCAUCAGCGGCCUGAACGCUGGUGGACAGAACGCCAAUGUGGGCGGCCUUGUCGGCGGCGGCGGAAUGGGCAACGUGGGCGGCGACGACGGCGGCAACGGAAUGGUCGGCGGCGGACCAAACAACCAGCAGGCCACCACGCCCCAGUACACAAUACCGGGCAUCCUGCACUUUAUCCAGCACGAGUGGUCGCGAUUCGAGCUGGAGCGAUCACAGUGGGACGUGGACAGGGCCGAAUUGCAGGCUCGCAUUGCAAUGCUCUUGGGAGAGCGAAAGUGCUUGGAGAGUCUUAAAUCGGACCUGACGCGCCGCAUCAAGAUGCUGGAGUACGCUCUACGCCAGGAGCGGGCCAAGUUCUACCGGUUAAAAUACGGCACCGAUCCACCGCAGUUGAACGAGUUCAAGCCUUCAAACGAGGACGCCGGACUGGCCGGGGAAGUGGCCACUGACUCGGAGGUGCCCUACAGCAGUGUCUCGAACACCACGUGGCGGCAGGGUCGCCAAAUGCUGCGCCAGUAUCUGGCCGAAAUCGGCUACACAGACAACAUCAUUGACGUGCGCUCGAAUCGGGUGCGUUCGAUCCUCGGCCUGAACAACAAUGCCGAGCACGACGGCAGCGGUGGAGGUCUGGGCGGAGGACUGGGCGGCGGCACCGGCGGCGAGAACCUUAGCCCGAACAUCAACGGGAACGAGAGCAACAAGCGCGCCUCGGAGACGGAAGGCCGUCAUACUCCCGCUAAAAAAGUGCAACAAUCGAUCGACGAAAUAAUCGUGGACACCGAGGCAGCUGUGAUGGCGAACUUUGAGUUCCUGGGCGCCACCGAAAUGUCCGACGACGACGAGAUAUCCGACGACCUGGAGAUGGUAGCCACCGACAAUGAUGACACGGAUGUGAAGCUGGCCAAGCGCUCCAAGUCUGGCAAGGAUAUGCUCACCGAGGAUCUUGAGGCCGAUGUGGGAGAGCAGCUAUUGAACGAUAUGAAUCUCAUGACCGAAGAGGUAGACGGCUCGUUGGGACUGGGCGAGCUGGCCCAGCUUACGGUAAAUAACGAAUCUGAUGGAGCCUACGAUGCAAACUCCAAGGACGGAACGGGCGGCAGUGCCGGCGGUGCUGGAUACCGCAAGACCUGGAACGCCAAGUACACGCUUCGCUCGCACUUUGACGGAGUGCGCUCACUUAUUUUUCACCCGGAGGAGCCGGUGCUGAUUACCGCCUCUGAGGAUCACACAUUGAAGCUAUGGAAUCUGCAAAAAACGGUGCAAGCUAAGAAGUCGGCCAGCUUGGAUGUGGAGCCGUUAUAUACUUUCCGGGCCCACACAGGUCCGGUUCUGUGCCUGGGAAUGUCGUCAAGCGGGGAGACCUGCUACUCUGGCGGCCUAGACGGCAACAUCGAGUGCUGGCAGUUGCCGUCACCGAACAUUGAUCCAUACGAUUGCUACGAUCCGAACGUGCACUCCGGCACUCUCGAGGGGCACACGGACGCCGUGUGGGGCCUUACCACCAUGCAGAGCAACAUUGUGUCAUGCUCGGCGGACGGAACGGUUAAACUGUGGUCGCCCUACAACAAAGAGCCGCUGCUGCGCACCUACACGGCCUCCGAGGCGGAGGGUGCGCCCUCCUCAGUGGACUUUGUGCGCAACGAGGUGGACCACAUUGUGGUUGCGUACAACAGUGCCCACUGCAUUGUGUACGAUACGGAGACGGGCAAGCAGGUGGUGCGGCUGGAGGCGGCGCAGGAGAUGUCUGGCAACACGGGGAAGUUCAUCAACAAGGUGGUGUCACACCCUACCCUUCCCAUCACGAUCACCGCGCACGAAGACCGUCACAUCCGCUUCUGGGACAACACCUCCGGCACACUGGUACACUCGAUGGUGGCGCAUUUAGAGCCGGUAACCUCGCUGGCCGUUGAUGCACACGGUCUGUAUUUGCUCUCCGGCUCGCACGACUGCUCGAUACGGCUGUGGAACCUGGACAAUAAGACGUGCGUGCAGGAGAUCACGGCACACCGUAAGAAGUUCGACGAGAGCAUAUUCGAUGUGGCUUUCCAUGCCACAAAGCCGUACAUCGCUAGUGCCGGGGCCGACGGUCUCGCGAAGGUGUUCGUCUAAAAAAAACCACACCCUCCCUGGCCACGGUGGAUCGAACGAAUUCAGAAUUCGGUAUCCAGAGUGCAGAUGCAGAUGCCACAGCCAGCAGCUCACAGCUAAGCGAUUGCGAGUUCGAGUUAAAUAAUUAUACAUACAAUAUAAAUAUACUAUACAUUUAAAUUUAAUUAUACUUCGACCGAGAACAACAAACAAUUACGCAUACAACAAUAAGAAAGAAGGAGAAAAGCCACAAAAAACCAACACUGAAAACAAACGCUAUAAAGUAACAAAUAUAAAUUUAAAAUGUGAAACGGCAUUUCGAGAGGAGCAACAGAGUCAAGUAACAGACCAGAGUCGCGUAAUUUAGGAACGUAAUUCUAAAGCAAUGCAUAAUGCGGCAUAUAACCACAACUAAGUGCAACACAUAAAUAUUAUGUAUUUGUUAAAAAUAACACCGUAGCAAUGAAAGAGUUUGAUCUUGUUGUGAAUCUCCCAAAGUAAGGAAUCAACUCAAGAUCGACCCCUUCAGUUUUAGUCUUAUUAGCACUUGCACAGCGAUUGUUCGGUAACACGAGUUUGCCUAUUAAUCAGUCGGACAUCCUGUACAUUUUAUAUAAAUACACAAAUACACACAUACUUAUUCUACGCCCAUGGCAAAACUUGGAAGUGGAUAGUCUGCCCUCACAUAUUCAUAGGCACUCUCGCUGUGCAAGUGCCAGGACACGUUUCCCUUUCUGCAGAGCGAAUGAGUGCGUCCUGUAGGAAAGUGUGGUGAAACGUUUACGUGACUAUGUAGACGAUCAAAUUAUGUAGACUAAGCAAGGCAUAUACAUAUAACCAACAAUAUAACCCGACCCCAUAUUAGCGAAAGAGCGAGACAAAUUGUAAAUUAACAUUAAUUAGAGGACAGUCGAGGCGGGACUAGGAUGAAGGCGGGUUUAUUUAUCAAGUAGCGAGUCGGAAACGCAACCAGAAAAAAACUGAUGUGAAACGAAACCUUACAAAUUAGUACAGGCAGAACGCUUCUAUAAUUUCUAUUGUCAUUACCAAGGCAGUACGCAAUGCUUAAUGAACCACGACCAUGUGAAGAUGAGAUAUAAAUAAUAAUUGCAGGCAAGCUAUAAAAUGUAUGCUAAGCUAUUUAUUUAAUUUAUGCCUAGUAUUAAACGAGUGAAACAAACAAAAUGUUGGCGCCAAUCGCUAAUCCAAUGGAUUUCGUAGUUGAAUAUACAAUAGAUUCGCUUACCAUGAUGCGUUACUCGUAAAUUUAAUCAAUAAAAUCCACGUUGAAUGAACAAAUUUAGAUAUGUGACUUGAACGUGAAAACCGAGCAACUCAAUAUUAGUUUUAGUAUUACCAAUUAUUAUAAUUAUACGUGAAGCUCUUCACCUCCCCGCUCCACACACUUUUAAACCUAAACGAUGAUAUUCGAAACCGAUGAACGAGGAAUGAAUCAAAAGCGAUUGCGAUCUGUGUACACCAAGCAAACCCUCUAUUAUUUUAAUUACGUAUUUUAAUUUACUCAUUUGUUACAAUCGAGAACCCGAUUCGCCUUUGGAUCCCUCAGAGGUCCAAAACUCUGAUGAGCCGAUGAUAAUGGUAAUAGUAGGAGUGGUUGCAAAGCAAACAACUACUCACAAUUAUAUAGCAGAUUUUUACAUUUACAUAAAUCUCUUGAUUUCUAAUUUUAACUGUAAAUUUUUGAUUUUUUAUUACCAUGUAUUUUUACUUUAAAUAAAGUUUUACAAAAAGAA
Molecule: messenger RNA, 4337 nt
Organism: Drosophila biarmipes
Lineage: Eukaryota; Metazoa; Arthropoda; Insecta; Diptera; Drosophilidae
Gene: Cka
Product: striatin-3
Exons: 6
Coding region: 334-2604 (756 amino acids)
Molecular function (GO): protein binding
Source: RefSeq, a predicted model, not a curated record